CAAGAAACGAAACGCCUCACAUACCAAGAAGGUCAGACAUUUUGUUGUUUGGAGACACGAAACCUUCAAGGUAGUUAUAAAAUCGAAGAGACAACAUGGCCACAAAGACAUCAUCUCGCCAGACUAAGUCAGGUUUCGUAGAUAACUGGCAGAGAGGGAAGUCAGUCAUCGAAUGCCUGAAACAUUCAUUUGAACAAAAGGUCCACGUUGACGUCACUUUCCAAGUGGGGCAGACACGAAAGAGUGUGCAGGCGCACACACUCAUACUGAGUCUGCGCAGCUGCGUCUUUGACAGUAUGCUGAAAGGACCAAUGGCUAACCAAAAUAACAUCGCCAUACCCGAUGUGGAAGCUGAGAUAUUUGAAGAGUUUUUAAAGUAUCUGUAUACAGAUGCCAUCAUGAUCAAUGGUGGCAAUGUAAUCGGUUUGCUGUAUGUAUCCAAGAAGUAUGACAUCAGUACCCUGGAACAGCUCUGUCUGACGUAUUUGUCGUCAUCAAUGACGGCAGACAACGCUUGCUCCGUAAUGGAGCAAGCCCAUUUUUAUAACGAAAUUCACCUGAUGCAGAAAGCGUACAACUAUAUUUUAUCAGAUGGUGAUGCUGCUCUGAAGUCAGCUGGAGUUACCUCUCUUUGCCACGAAUGCUUGGUUCAGAUCGUAAAAGCGGACAACCUGAAAGCAGAUGAAAAAUCGUCUUUGAAGCUGCUGUGGUCUGGAGUGAGAGCGCGUGCAGGAAACAAAACAAAGAUUUAAGUCCGGAAACCAGACGAGAAGUACUUGGAGAAGUCAUAACACACAUGCGCUAUCCAUUACUGGAACAGAAAUAUUUCGUGAAAAACGUCGUAGCUACUAAACUGUUGAACAGUUGUGAGCAAAAUAAGAUUUUAAGGUAUGCACUGUGUCCAGAUGAAAAUGUUUCCCCGUUUAACGCCAACACGCGGACUGGUGUCAUACAGAGAGAACAGACAGCCACAGAGAUUCACACACAACCUGUAACAAUACACAGAUUACAGAAUACAGUGUAUGGGUCGUGCCCCUUGCCGUGUCCAGGUGAUCGUGACGACGCAAUCAUGUUCUUUGUAAACCAAAACGCAUCACUGCGAGGAUUUCAGCUAUAUGGUGUCAGUAACCGUACGCCUCCAAGAUAUGACGUCAGAGCCAUCCUAACCAACGCGACAACAGGUGAACUAAUCAAAGGGUCAUCAGUAACAAAGACAGUCGUAGUUUUGACGUCACCAUAUGAUGUAGAGUUUGCUCGUCCCAUACAGCUGACCAAAUAUGAGAUAUACAAUCUGGUUGUUAACAUUGAGGGACCUGGCUCACGAUGUGCGUUGUCAGGCAGAUCUACAGUACAACACGGCUCCUUUGCGUGCUCGUUUUUUAACCCACACAAAUCUAAACAGAGAGGACUCGGCCGUACACAUGUUGAAGGAGGACAGAUUCCAGGUUUAUUAUUUCUGAUAUCAAAACCCCCGAGAUUACUCUCAUCAUAAUAUACUAAAACGCAAAAGAAACGCAGGUCCUGAAAAUGCGAAAGAAUUGCACUUUGUAAAGCAGUAUCUUUGGUGGAAUUGAACCUCAACUGUGUUAAAGGACAUGGCACA
This is a messenger RNA of Gigantopelta aegis, 1603 nucleotides long. RefSeq names its product BTB/POZ domain-containing protein 2-like. The transcript has 3 exons. Bases 96 to 752 code for a protein of 218 amino acids. Gene Ontology annotation, molecular function: protein binding. The record is from RefSeq and is a predicted model, not a curated record. Lineage: Eukaryota; Metazoa; Mollusca; Gastropoda; Neomphalida; Peltospiridae.